This is a messenger RNA of Nicotiana tabacum (common tobacco), 540 nucleotides long. The record is from RefSeq and is a predicted model, not a curated record. NCBI's taxonomy places the organism in Eukaryota, Viridiplantae, Streptophyta, Magnoliopsida, Solanales, Solanaceae.
AUGACAGUCGAAGAGAUAUAUCAGGCCCGCGCCUCAAUCGAGACAGGCAUCAACCCUAUGUCAGAGCACCCAUUCCACCACCUUCUUGGCAUACGGAAGGGCCGUCCAGACCCCAUACAGGGACUCAGUAAAGUGAAAGAGGAACGGGGUCACAAAACCGAAGACUGCAUAGCUCUACGGCAAGAAGUAAUGAAUAUGCUAAACCAAGGACACCUGAAAGAGCUGAUGAGUGAUCGAGGAAAAGCCAACUUUGGCCGUGGACGAGAACAACACCAAGGCCCUCCAAAGUCACCCUCUCCUACCCGCACCAUUCAAAUGAUCAUCGGCGGAGGCGAUGAAACAACAAUCAACCACAUAAAGUUUGCCACCAUGCAUAAGCUAAAGCGGUCAAUCAUCCACAAGCGGUAUGAUGACCUCGGAGAAAGUAUCAUCUUCGAUAAGUCAGAUACCAACGUUUUGAUCUUUCCUCACUCUGAUGCCCUCGUUAUUACUUUACGUAUUUCAAACACUAAUAUUAAAAGAAUAAUGGUAGACGACUGA